AGAGUGAAAGAAGAUUAAUACAAGUCUUUUACGGCAAGAUGUCUGUUCAGUUUAAAAGUAUCAACAGUCCGAUGACGCAGGAGUCCAUGAUCGGAAAUGAAGUAUUGCAUUCCGAUAGUGAUAUUGUCAUUACGGGCAUAUCAGGCCGUCUGCCCGAGUCAUCUAAUAUCGAAGAGUUUAAGGAGAACCUAAUGAAAGAAAUGGACAUGGUCAAUGAUGACGAGUGCCGUUGGCCGAAAGGACUUUAUGGACUACCAACCAGAUGUGCCAAAAUCAAGGACCUCAGUAGGUUUGAUGCCAAUUUUUUUGGAAUACCUCCCAAGCAGGCUCAUCGAAUGGACCCGAUGCUUCGAAAAAUGUUAGAAGUCACCUACGAGGCGAUAAUUGAUGCUGGCAUCAACCCCACGACCGUGAGAGGAUCGCGUACGGGUGUAUUCGUCGGUGUCUCUUUCUCAGAAUCUUAUGAAUUUUGGAUGAGAGAUUCAGAGGACAUAAAUGGAUACAGUAUGCUCGGAAGUUCUAAAUCAAUGUUUGCCAACAGAGUCUCAUUUUCAUUUGAUUUUACUGGACCUAGUUACUCGCUAGACAGUGCAUGUUCUUCGUCUAUGUACGGGAUUCAUCACGCUGUGAGCGCAAUACGCGCCGGCGAGUGCGAUGCUGCUAUCGUCGGUGGACUGAAUCUCAUCUUAAACCCGCAUACCUCACUUCAAUUUCACAAAUUGAAUAUGCUGUCUCAGGAUGGCAAAUGCAAAGCAUUUGAUGCUACGAGUGCCGGUUACGCGAGGGCUGAAGCGGUAGUGGCGAUAUAUUUGCAGAAAGCAAAGAAUGCGCGUAGAGUGUACGCGACGGUAAUUCGAACAAAGACAAAUAUCGACGGCUACAAACCCCAGGGUAUUACGUAUCCCAAUGGUGAAAAGCAGAUUCAAUUGAUGCGUGAUAUUUAUAACGAGGCAGGGAUUAAUCCCGCGGACGUGAGUUACGUGGAAGCUCAUGGUACUGGUACGGAAGUAGGUGAUCCAGAGGAAGUAAAUUCUAUCGACAAGUUAUUCUGCAAAGACAAAAAGACACCCUUGCUAAUUGGUUCGGUUAAAUCUAACAUGGGUCACUCGGAAGUAGCCAGCGGAUUAUGUUCGAUCGCCAAGGUAUUGAUCGCGAUGGAAGCAGGCGUGAUACCGGCAAAUUUGCACUUUAGUACUCCGAAUCCAAACAUUCCUGCCUUAAAAGAGGGACGUAUUCGAGUGAUCGACAAGGCCACACCGUGGAACGGUGGUCUUGUAGGCAUCAACUCGUUUGGCUUCGGCGGUGCAAACGCGCAUGUUAUUCUCCGUAGCAAUCCAAAACCAAAACUAUCACCGCUAUCAAAGAUCACCGAAUUGUUGCUGAAAUUGGUUGCUGUAUCAGGGCGGACCAAAGAAGCUGUACACAGCAUAUUAGAUCAAGCACGAAAGUACCAUAAUGACGACGAAUUUCUUUCACUACUACACUUAAUACACAAUAACGAUAUUUCCGGGCAUGAGAUUCGAGGUUACGAAAUACUUAACAUCAAUGAUACACGAGAAGUUACCGAGAGAACGAGUUAUAAAGUGAAACGACCAAUUUGGUUUGUAUUUUCCGGUAUGGGAACGCAAUGGCCAGGAAUGGGUCAUAGAUUGUUCGGCAUUGAAACUUUUCAACGUAGUUUACGACGAUGCGCGGACGCGUUGGCGCCCUUCGGCAUAGACCUUAUGAAUAUCACCAUGAACGCCACGGACGAAACGCUCGAUGUAAUAAAUUCUUUCGUAUCUAUCGCGGCUAUGCAGGUCGCCUUCGUAGAUCUUUUAAUGUCAAUAGGUAUAUCGCCAGAUGGUAUGGUCGGACACUCCGUUGGAGAAUUAGGUUGUGCUUAUGCUGACGGUGCAUUUACAUUGGAGCAAACUAUCUUAUCUGCUUAUUCUAGAGGCAAAGCGAUUAUGGAUUCUAAAUUGGAACCGGGUGCUAUGGCGGCAAUUGGUUUGAGUUGGGAGGAGGCCAAAAAAAUAUGCCCACCCGAUAUCACUUCUGCUUGCCACAACGCCGCGGACUUAGUCACUGUAUCCGGUCCGACUAAGUCUAUAGAAAAGUUUACACAAACGCUGAAGAGCAAAGAUAUCUUCGUCAAGAUGGUGAACAGUUCCGGCUUUGCUUUCCACAGCGAACACAUUGCCUCGGCCGGGCCAUUGUUACGCGUUUUGCUUAAUAAAAUUAUCCCGAAUCCAACGCAGAGAUCAGCAAAAUGGAUUUCUAGUUCCAUACCGGAGUCUGCAUGGGACAGUCCACUCGCGCAAACUAGCUCGGCUGCAUAUUUCGUAAACAAUUUGCUGUCUCCUGUGUUUUUUAAAGAAGCAAUUGCACAUAUUCCAGAAAACGCGAUAACAAUCGAAAUUGCGCCGCACUGUUUGCUACAGGCAAUUUUGCGACGAUCGUUACCACCAACGGUGACCAACAUCUGUCUCCAUAAACGCAAUCAUUUGGACAAUUUUUCCUUUUUGCUGUCUAAUGUGGGUAAGCUAUAUAUGGCUGGUGCGCAACCGAACAUCGCCAAAUUAUAUCCAUCAAUAAGUUUUCCAGUCGGUCGAGGAACACCGAUGAUUGGGCCCCUAAUCAAGUGGGACCAUUCAACCGCGUGGGAUGUCCCUAAUUUUAAUCAGAUAUCAAGCCACUCGGGAGAACAUAUAGUUAAAAUAGAUAUAUCAAAAGAAACAGAUGCAUAUCUAGCUGGACAUCAGAUAGACGGACGAGUGCUUUUUCCAGCCACGGGUUAUAUUCUGCUAGUAUGGAAAACUUUAGCGAAACUGCGUGGCACUGAUUUCGAACAUUUGCCUGUGAUAUUCGAGAACGUGUGGUUUCAGCGAGCGACUAUUCUGACGAAGGAGGGAACGGUAAAAUUCUUGAUAACCAUUUUUGAAGGAACGGGCGACUUUGAAAUCUGUGAGGCUGGUACAAUCGUCGUCAGCGGAAACGUUCGCGUGUCCAAGGCUAUCGAGAAAGAUCAAUUGAAUCUGCCACCACCAAUGCAGCCUGCUGACGAGAAGAUUUUGCCAUUGAAUGCUAAAGAUAUUUAUAAGGAAUUAAGACUAAGCGGGGGCGAGCAUCACGAUAUUUUUCAAGGAAUCAAAUCUUCCGAUAACUACGGUGUUAUCGGUCAACUGUACUGGUUUAAUCAAUGGAUUUCGUACAUAGAUACUAUGCUUCAGUUUAAUACAAUAUCUUUUAGACAUAGAUUAAUGUAUUUACCGACGCGUCUCCAAUACGCUGCGAUUGAUCCCGUUCUUCAUAAACGACUAGUAGAAGAAUUGCCAGAAGAUGGUGGAUUACCAGUGUAUUACUAUAAAAAAAUCGAUAUUGUUAAAUCGGGUGGUGUCGAGCUCAGAGGAGUAAAAUUUUCUAUAGGACAUCGACAACAGCAGACUCAAGCUAAUCUUUUAUAUGAACGGUACACUUUUGUGCCUUAUGAAAAUUCGUGUAAUCUUGUAGAAGAUGCAAAGAGAGGAAAAAUACACGCACUUACUGUCCUUUUGCAAAUUAUGUGUGAGAACAUAAUGGCAUUUAAACUGAAAAUCGUAGAGGUUGCAAGCAAACGAGCUGCAGAAGAUCUUUUGGCGCCGUUUAUAAUUGACAUUUUCAAUGAUGGACUCGGCUUGCCUAAUAUUGAUUUACAAGUGAUUGCAGAUUUUGCCGACAAUUACACAGAAAGUUUGUAUCGAAAGAACGUGAAUGUUAAUGUCGUAGUGCGAGAUGUAAAGAACGCGCCUCCCGCUAAGGAUGUGCACCUCGUUAUAGCGGCGAAUGUUCUGUCGAAUCAGACUUAUAUCCUUCUCAAAAACUUAGUGGCUGCCUUAAAACCUGGUUGUUUCAUUCUUCUGGAGGAAACUGCUGUGCAAUUGAAUUUGAAUACCGCGUUGAAGGAAACUGAUCUAACGUUGGCCGGAAAACAAAUUGAUCCGCUAGGAAAAACGUACUUGUUGUUGAAAAAACGGGAAAAAGGAAAAGAACCGAUGGUAAUACAAAUCACAGAAAAAAAUUUUUCGUGGCUGGAGGAUGCAAAAACAGCACUGAAAAAAUCUGAUAGCAAAGAUCAAGAAGUGCUUUUUAUAUCCCAGAACGAAGAAACACUUGGCUUAGUCGGACUCAUGACUUGUAUACGACGCGAGAUAGAAAGUUCAAUUGUGCGCUAUGUCUUCAUCCAGGACAAGAAUGCUCCCAAGUUUGACUUAUCCAUGCGGUUUUACGCAGAACAGUUAGACAAAGGACUGAUGGCCAAUGUGCUAAAAGCAGGGCAAUGGGGCAGUUAUCGACACUUACCUUUAGAUCAACAGAACAAUGAAUCCUGUCUACAGGUGGAGCAUGCUUAUGUAAACACAUUGAUGAGAGGAAACCUCAGCAGUUUAAGGUGGAUCAAAAGCCCAUUAAGUUACUACCGGCCUGACAAUUUUCCCCAUUUAAAGUUUUGUCACGUAUAUUACGCUUCAUUGAACUUCAGGGAUAUCAUGUUGGCGAGUGGCAAACUACCACUAGAUGCCUUACCACGAAAUAUGGCUACGGAAGAAUGUAUAUUGGGACUUGAAUUUUCUGGGAGAGACGCUGAUGGUCGUCGCGUGAUGGGAAUAGUUGAAGCUAAAGGAUUAGCCACUACUGUCGUAGCGGAUAUUGAUUUUCUUUGGGAGGUACCCGACAAGUGGAGUUUGGAACAAGCGGCAACAAUACCUGUCGCUUACGCAACUAGUUACUAUGCUCUGUUUAUACGGGGUCGAUUGAAGGCAGGCGAAAGCGUGUUAAUACACGCUGGUACAGGCGGCGUCGGUCAAGCAGCAAUUGCCAUUGCUCUGCAUGCUGGUUGUAUCGUCUUUACUACCGUUGGUACGCCGAGGAAGAGAGAGUAUCUCAGGAAAGUCUUUCCGCAGUUGAACGAGAGACACAUCGGCAAUUCUCGAGAUACAAGUUUCGAACAACUGAUACGUAUUGAGACACAAGGACGUGGAGUCGACGUCGUACUGAAUUCGCUGGCAGAAGAGAAAUUGCAAGCUGGCAUUCGAUGUCUCGCGUACGGUGGCCGUUUCCUUGAAAUUGGCAAGUAUGAUUUGUCGAACGACAGCCGUGUAGGAAUGUCAAUGUUUUUGAAGAACACAUUUUUUCAUGGUAUAUUGUUGGAUGCGCUAUUCGAAGAAGACAGCGCGGAAAAAAAGGAACUGAUAAAACUCGUUUCGGAGGGAAUCGAAAAUGGCGCAGUACGUCCGCUCCAAUCAACUGUCUUUUUAGAACAACAGCUUGAGCAGGGAUUCAGAUUCAUGGCGACAGGCAAACACAUCGGCAAAGUGCUACUGAAAAUUCGUGACGAGGAACCAAAGAAGCGGGUGUCACCAACGCCGAAGACAGUAGCCGCGAUUCCCCGUACUUACAUGAAUCCGGAGAAAUCAUACGUCUUGGUUGGCGGUCUCGGUGGGUUUGGCCUAGAACUGGCCAACUGGAUGAUCAGCCGCGGCGCCAAAUUCAUUGUUCUCGUAUCACGCUCAGGCAUACGCACCGGUUACCAGGCAUUGUGUGUGCGUCGUUGGCGCGAGAACGGCAUAAAAAUCGUUAUUUGCACAGAGGAUGUUACGACAUUAUUGGGUGCUCAACGCUUGAUCCAAAAAAGCAACCAAAUGGCUCCGAUAGGCGGUAUAUUCAAUCUGGCAGCCGUUCUACGUGAUGCUCUCAUCGAAAAUCUGGAAGAAGCCGAUUUCAAAACGGUUAUUUCACCGAAAAUUAAUGUUACAAGAAAUUUAGACUUGGUAUCGAGAAAGCUGUGCCCAUCGUUAGAUUACUUUGUGGUGUUUUCGUCUAUAUCAAGCGGUCGCGGUAAUGUUGGUCAAACCAACUACGGUUUUGCAAACUCGGCUAUGGAGAGAAUGAUGGAAGAGAGACAUAUUAAUGGUUUACCUGGUCUCGCUGUUCAAUGGGGUCCCAUCGGAGACGUUGGUUUACUCAUGGAACUGACGAGAGGACGUAACGACGUCGAGAUAAACGGUACUAUUCCACAACACAUAUCGAGUUGCCUCGCAACAAUGGAUAUAUUCCUUCAACAAUCGCAUCCGGUGCUGGCUUCUUCGGUAUUAGGUAAAAAAUAUAAAUCCGACGAUGGUAACAAAACCAAUCUCGUCACAACCGUUGCCAAUGUUUUAGGCAUUACAGAAGUUGAUUCGAUUGAUCAGAAUAACAUUUUGGCCGAUUUAGGUAUAGAUUCACUAAUGAGCGCAGAAAUAAAACAGAUUCUUGAGAGAAAUUACGACAUUGUGUUAUCGACGCAAGAAAUCCGUGCCUUAAAUAUUGCUAAAUUGCAAGAAUUAUCUUUGACGGACAACGAGAAAGAUAACAUCCCCUUAUAAUGUUUGUGGCCUUGUUAGGUGUGCAAGGGAAAUUGAUUACUCUCCGCAAGCGUUUCGUAGUCAAUGACUCUGGUAAUAGCUGGGUGGUCCUAUCUUGUGGAGCACGGCCAAUACGAAGUAAAAGUUAUCGUAAUUACAAAAAUAACGGGUUUUCAAGCAAAAAUGUAGGUUUACUUAUUCCCUAAUUACAAAAUUUUGUUAUUAGUACUCGAAUUUUAUUAUUGAAAUCAAGUAUAACGCAGAAAACAACGAAAAAUUUGAUUUAUAAUAGCUUUUAUAAUGAAAGAGAGAGAAAGAGAUAGAGAAAGUAGUUUUAUUUUGGUAAAGCUUUCUACCAUUUUUUAAAUCUAUUUUUAGCAAUUUGAAUCAAUUUAAUCACUCGUUUUCCAUAAAAUCACGAUUAAAUUUAUUGCAAACUAAAAUGCUUGUAACUUUUGAUUACUUCACUGAGUCGAUUUAGAAUGUUUUUUUUUUAUCAAUCUUGAAAUGUAUAUAAGAACGGUUUGUAAAAUUUUUCAAUUUUUAAUGUUAAAUUCCUAAUGUUUAAUAAAUAAUUCUGUUAAACAUCUUUAAAACCUUCUUUAUUUUUUAAAAUCAAUGUUGGAAUAAGUGUUUUUAAUUGUUGGAUUCUGAAAAAAGUAUAAUAUACGUCUGUAACGUAAUAUAAAUCUAUAACGGAAUAUAUAUCUGUAACAAAACAUGACAAAUUAUUAUUAAAAAAAUUAUAUAUAAUUGAAAAAUUAUAUAAAAAUUAUAUAAAAGUUUUUUCUUUGAAUAAUUUACAACUUUAAUUAAUCUUGGAAUGCCUUUUUUAUUGAUAUGUUACAACAAUUAGCAUGCAAGGGUUACACUGAUUUAAAAAUGUUACACCAAUGCUCAUUCGCUUUUUAGUAUUAAUUAUAUCAGAGAAAUAGAACCGGCCGCAUUCUUAGAAGACAAUUUCAGAAAACUCUGAACUGUAAAAAGAUACGCUGCGAACGAUGUCGUUAAACUUCUCAAAAGAAUUAAAAUAUUACUAGCGUUUGAUUGUCACAAGAAAUUGUUCAAAGAGUCUACAUUUUUCAUAUUAAACGGCACGUUGAUUUAGUGCGAAAUAAUUUAAUUUGUUAACGUGAAAAUGCUGAUGCAAAAUGACUUUUGCUCUUGUAUGAAAAUCUUUAUCAAAAUAUUGAAAAUAUGAUUAUCUUUCUUUUUAAAUUACGUAGAUUUAAUGUAGAUGUAAUGUAAUUUAUGUAAAUGCAAUGUAAUUGAUGCUUGAUUACUAAAUGUUUCAUCAGACUGUGGGCUGUAUUAAAAUAAUUUUUACUUUAAAUUUUGUUUCUUGUGUGGGAAUAAAAAUAUGUAUUAUCUGCUUUAAGAAUA
Messenger RNA from Solenopsis invicta (red fire ant), 7742 nucleotides. Its product is annotated as fatty acid synthase-like. The transcript is spliced from 7 exons. Bases 39 to 6380 code for a protein of 2113 amino acids. NCBI's taxonomy places the organism in Eukaryota, Metazoa, Arthropoda, Insecta, Hymenoptera, Formicidae. Gene Ontology annotation, biological process: fatty acid biosynthetic process. Gene Ontology annotation, molecular function: fatty acid synthase activity; oxidoreductase activity; 3-oxoacyl-[acyl-carrier-protein] synthase activity. The record is from RefSeq and is a predicted model, not a curated record.